UUUCCGUAAGGUUUGUCGCACAGUUUCAAAUCCCAUUAAUUUCUCCCAUAAAACCUCCUCUCCCCUCGUUCUCCUCCCCUCCGCCUCCGCCUUCUCCUCUCACCCCACACCUGCCCUCCCCGCCGCCGCGCCGCGGACCUCUUCCAUGGCAAAGCUCCCGCGUCUACCCUGCCCGAUUCCCGUGCUCGCGCUCGUGUGCAUCCUGUCUCUCGCCGCGCUGCGGCCCGCACUGUCCUCCCGCGCGGCGCCGAGGGACGGUGUCUCCUUCGCCGGCGCAGGCAACACGAUACAUCAACUCCUCAAGGAUCACGGCCUUCCCGGAGGACUUCUCCCGCGCGGCGUGGAGUCGUACACCCUGGACGAAUCGACCGGCCUACUGGAGGCGCGGCUGUCGGCGCCGUGCUACGCCACGUACGACAACGGCGACCUGGCCUACUUCGACAACGUGGUCCGCGGCAACCUCAGCAAGGGCGCGCUCCGCGGCGUGGAGGGCCUCUCCCAGGAGGAGCUCUUCGUCUGGCUCCCCGUCAAGGGCAUCCUCGUCCAGGACCAGGAACCCGGGGUCAUCCUGUUCGACAUCGGGUUGGCUCACAAGAGCCUCUCCAGGUCGCUCUUCGAGGACCCGCCGGACUGCAAGCCGUCGGCCGCCGCCGGGAUGAGCGCCACCGCCGCCGCAAGGUGGAAGGGUAGGCAAGGUGUUACUGGUCUGAGGUUGAGGCGAGAGGUAGCAGCAGACAGCGACCAGCAUCAGGAGCAGAGGUGAGGAGGCCUCUGAGACAACAUCCAAGACGAUGCCGAGCCAGUUUUCCGCUUUGUAAAAUCCUGUGGUGAGUGAGAGAGUGCUGCUGCUGCUGCAACAAAAAAAAUACAACUACUGCAACUUCAUGCAGGGUUGGAAUGUAUCUACUAAGAUGUGGGUACCUUUUUGUAGUUCUUUUUUGUUUUUUUUUUGGGCCUAAGUUCCUCUCUUGUUCAUGCACACAUGUGUGAUAUUAAGUUUGUCAGUCAGUCAAUUGUUAUAAGCAAGCACGCAGAAAAAAGAACAAAGGAAAAGAGUUGGCUGAGAAGCCAAUUGGGGCUUUCGGGGCUCCGGGGCUGUGGUAUAGACCAUAUGAGAGAUUCUUGUUCUCCCCUGGGAGAGAAUUCCUUAGCUGUUGGUGCAUGUGCCAGCUCAGCAAGGAGUGAGCUGGGCACAGCACAGCCUCCAUGUGAGUCUGUGUUGGCUGGUGGUUGGUUGAGUGCUCCUUGUGCUUCUUCCUUGGAUUGAUGAGUAUACAUAUACAAUCAUACAAUAUUACUAUACUGCUGCAAUUAUUCAUUCUGCUAGGUUAGGUUAGGCCAUAGAGCUAUAUAUAUAGCGUUAUAAAGAAUAUAAAAAAGUUGUAGUUCCUUCUGUCUUGUUUAUGUGGUGUGCAAGUCUUGAUGAAAGGUAUCUAUCUGUACCCAUCUC
Messenger RNA from Sorghum bicolor (sorghum), 1450 nucleotides. RefSeq lists its product as uncharacterized. Bases 146 to 763 code for a protein of 205 amino acids. The transcript is spliced from 2 exons. NCBI's taxonomy places the organism in Eukaryota, Viridiplantae, Streptophyta, Magnoliopsida, Poales, Poaceae. The record is from RefSeq and is a predicted model, not a curated record.